Messenger RNA from Babesia microti strain RI, 2127 nucleotides. RefSeq names its product methionyl-tRNA synthetase. Lineage: Eukaryota; Apicomplexa; Aconoidasida; Piroplasmida; Babesiidae. The record is from RefSeq and is a predicted model, not a curated record. The coding region runs from base 1 to 2127 and encodes 708 amino acids. Gene Ontology annotation, molecular function: methionine-tRNA ligase activity; ATP binding. Gene Ontology annotation, biological process: methionyl-tRNA aminoacylation. The transcript has a single exon.
AUGCAAUAUACUUUAUUACUUGAUCCUUCAUGUUACCAUUCAUUCGCUUGUUACCUAGCCUCUGCACAAUUCAACUUCCCGGCGAAAAUAGAAAUUGCAGCUGAUGUCAAUAUAGAAAAUAGAUUAGUUUCAGAAGAAUAUAAUUUAUCAAAAUUCAAAGAUAAAAAAUUGCAAAUAGCAACGUUAGACACCAAGCCAGUAUUGAUUGUUAACAUUGGUAAUGAUCUGAUUAAGAUCAAGGGCAUUAGGGCAAUACUGCUAUACAUAUAUCGCUACACUAUUAAGGAUAUUGAUAAUUUUUACAACAUAUACCACUAUUUUGAUCUGCUGGAAAGGUUGGAGGCUUUGCUUACCGGUGUAAACAAAUUGCACAUUGAUAAUAUCCUCCAGAAAUUGGAUGAUCAUUUAUCAACUUCCGAUUAUCUAUUAGAUAAAAUUACACCCGUUGAUAUAUAUCUUUACUCAAUGUUAUCAGCAAUGCACAAUUUUCAUUGGAAAAAUUUAUCAAAAUUUCAUUCAAACCUACACAUGUUUGCAAAUCACUUAUCAAAGUUUAAAUUGACGCAACAAUUUUACGAUUAUUCCACACAACCCUAUGAUAAUCUUUCAGUGGACAUUAAGAAAUGUAAAAACUAUUACAUUGCAACCGCCAUCGCCUACACAAAUGGACUACCUCACCUGGGUCAUGUAUAUGAAAUGAUUAUAUCCGAUGUUAUUGCAAGAUACCAUUCGAUUAUAGGCAAAAAUGUUUUAUUAGGUGUAGGAUCUGAUGAGCAUGGGCAGAAAAUUGCAAACACCGCUUCAAAACAUGGAAAAUUACCCAUUGAAAUUUGCAAUGAAUAUCAAAGUAAAUUUGUCGAGUGUUACAAAAGUAUGAAUGUAGAUUAUAGUAUUUUCACCCGAACAACCAGUGAUAAACACAAAAAAUUGUGCCGUUUUAUGUGGGAGAAAAUUAAGAAUAAGGGGGAUAUAUAUUUGAAUAGGUAUAGGGGUUGGUACAAUGAAAGGGAGGAGACAUUUAUAGCCCCAAAUGAAGCAAAAUUAAAUGAUUAUAAGGAUCCACAGAACGGAAUGCCAUAUCAAAUUAUGGAGGAGGAAUCAUAUUUCUUCAGAAUGUCAAAAUAUCAACAUAAAUUAAUAGAGUACAUUGAUUCAAACCCUCACUUUAUCCAGCCCGAAAUUAGAAGAAAUGAUAUUAUUGCCAGGCUUAGUGUACCUUUGGAAGAUUUGUCCAUCAGCAGAACCAGUUUUUCUUGGGGAAUAAAAGUCCCCGACUCUGAUAAUCACAUAAUGUACGUCUGGUUCGAUGCUUUACUCAAUUACAUAACUGCGGUAUCCGAUAAUGAUUGUAACGUUAGUGAUUAUUGGCCUCCUGAAAUGAUAAUAAUUGGCAAAGACAUUUCCUGGUUCCAUUCGGUAAUCCUAUCUACUAUCUUAAUGGCGGCUGAUUUGCCCCUACCAAAAUCUAUUAUAUGCCAUGGAUUCAUCCAUGCUUCUGAUGGAAGAAAAAUGUCUAAAAGUUUCCAAAACGUUAUCGACCCAAUGGAGCUUCUAAUGGCCUUUCCAUGUGAUACAAUUAGAUAUUAUUUAAUAAAAUCUUGCAUAUUAGGGCAAGAUAUCAAGUUUGGCACGGACUUUCUUACAGAUGCACAUAAUAAUGAAUUGUCCGAUUGCAUUGGGAAUUUGGUGCACAGAGUCACUGGAUUAUGUGCAAAAUUUUGUGAUUCCAAAGUGCCAGAAAUAAACACGAGUGUGACUUUGCAAAAGCCAUUCCAGGUUAUGAAGGUUUUGAAUAAAAUUCAAGAUUUUUAUGCCAAAAACGAUCUAUAUAAUGCUACAAAUUUUGCAGUAGAUGCAUGGCGAGAAACUAAUAAAUAUUUGACUAAUAUUUCCCCAUGGUCUAUCAGCGAUAAAUGCAUACAAAAUGAAGCGAUCCGUGUUCUACUUAAUUCCAUAUACAUUCUGGCUCAUUUGAUCUAUCCGGUAAUCCCUGAAUCUUCAAAUGAAAUAUUUGCCAGAUUACAUACCCCAAAACGUAUGUUGUCUAAAUUAUCUCCUUGGUUUGACAAUUUGGCAUCCGGAACCAAAAUUGAAGUUAGGGACGUGUUAUUUACGAAAAUUACCUAA